This is a messenger RNA of Syngnathus typhle (broad-nosed pipefish), 626 nucleotides long. It is a transcript of the gene atg12, whose product is annotated as ATG12 autophagy related 12 homolog (S. cerevisiae). The record is from RefSeq and is a predicted model, not a curated record. Gene Ontology annotation, biological process: autophagosome assembly; autophagy of mitochondrion; nucleophagy. Gene Ontology annotation, cellular component: cytoplasm; phagophore assembly site membrane; Atg12-Atg5-Atg16 complex. The transcript has 4 exons. The coding region runs from base 49 to 402 and encodes 117 amino acids. Lineage: Eukaryota; Metazoa; Chordata; Actinopteri; Syngnathiformes; Syngnathidae.
GGAAGACGAAUCACAUCAGGUUUAUUAAAAUUCUAGUCGUCGCUAAAGAUGUCUGACAAUGCGGAUUCACCAACAGAGACCCCGAAAGAGGAGCUACAUUCACCUCCCGAAGACUCGACGACUAACGAAGAGAAAAAAAAGAUUGAUGUCCUGCUGAAGGCAGUUGGGGACACCCCCAUUAUGAAAACCAAGAAAUGGACCGUGGAAAGGAGCAGGACGGUGCAGUCGCUUUCUCAGUUUAUCGCUCGCUUCCUCAAGAUGGAUGCCAAUGAACAACUGUUCAUCUACGUUAACCAGUCAUUUGCGCCCUCACCGGACCAAGAAGUGGGGAUCCUCUUUGAUUGUUUUGGAAGUGACAGCAAACUGGUUCUGCAUUAUUGUAAAUCUCAAGCUUGGGGUUGAUUUCCAUUUUGGCUCUGAUUUGUCCAUUUUAAAAGAGAUUAUAUGAGUUUAUCAACAUUAUUUUCUACAAAUCAAAACAAUUGAAAGCAGACUUAACUAUUUGUGUACAGUUAUGUUACUAAAAUGCCUGAAAUGUGUUCUAAAUAGAUGGUGAAAAUGCUCCUUUAACAUCAGCGCUAACACAUUUAUUUCAUGUACAUAUUGUAAAUAAAUGAUCAACAAUA